CUCCACAACCAAUUUGACGCCGAGGCGUCCGCGUCGUCUUUAAGUGGCUCUACUUCAGCGAAGCCUAUUUUCAGUGGAGUUUCAAUUUUUGUUGAUGGUUUCACAGUUCCUUCCAGCCAGGAACUGCGGAGCUACAUGCUCAAGAAUGGUGGAAGAUUCGAGAAUUAUUUCUCUAGACACCGUGUAACACAUAUUAUAUGCAGUAAUCUGCCUGAUAGUAAAGUUAAGAAUCUCAGAGCCUUCAGUGCAGGUUUGCCAGUAGUGAAACCCACUUGGAUUUUAGAUUCUGUUGCUGCUAAUAGACUUUUGAGCUGGGUACCUUACCAGCUGGACCAACUAGCUAAUAAGCAAUCAAAGCUGUCAGCCUUCUUCACAUUGAAAAGUAGUAAAAAGUCGGAGGAUGCUUUAACAAAUUCCCUACAUCAAGUAGUAUUAGAUGUUGAAGAUUCAUCUAUGAGGGUUGGUCAAACAGAUUCUGAAGAUAGAAACUUAUCCAAAGUUGGUGAAAUGAGUAAACAUAUUGGACAAAUCAGUACCGCAUUUGAUGACAUUGAGAAUAGUAAUGCAAUUAUGACGGAAGAGCCAACUAGUGUUAGAGUUAAGUUUGACGAAGAGCAAGCAGCCAGAAGCAAUGCUGAUAGGAAAGAUGAGAGCAAUGUCAAAAGUGAACUUGGACCCACUCAUCAAGCACCUUCUACAUCAUUUAGUUCUCACUGCUCAGAUGAGCAGAAUGCACGGAAUUCAAGUUCUUCAGGCACUAAGCCUUUUAAACAGUGUCAUUCAACUUUUGCAGACCCUAAUUUCGUGGAAAAUUAUUUUAAGAGCUCACGACUACACUUUAUAGGAAAUUGGCGAAAUCGGUAUCGAAAGCGUUUUUCUGCCUUGUCUUCUGGGUUUAAGUAAAAAAAUUCUAAUAUUAGUGCCUCUAAUACUUCUCCUAAUUCAGUUAUUAUCCAUGUUGACAUGGACUGUUUUUUUGUUUCAGUUGUUAUCCGGAACCACCCUGAAUUGUUGGAUCAGCCUGUAGCUGUAUGUCAUUCAAAUAAUUCAAACGAUGCUGAGAUUUCUUCUGCUAACUACCCAGCUCGUAGUCAUGGUUGGUAUCAGGCAGGUAUGUUUGUUCGAGAUGCCAAGGCUCUUUGUCCCCAACUUGUUAUCUUUCCUUACAACUUUGAAGCUUAUGAGGAAGUAGCUGAUCAAUUUUAUAGUAUAUUGCAUCAGCAUUGCAACAAAGUGCAGGCUGUAAGCUGUGAUGAAGCAUUUUUAGAUGUCACAGAUUCAGAGGUUGAAGAUCCCAAACUUUUAGCUUCUUCUAUUAGAGAAGAGAUCUAUAAGACCACCGGAUGCACAGCUAGUGCUGGUAUAGCUGGAAAUAUGCUUAUGGCUCGUAUUGCUACUAGAACUGCAAAACCAAAUGGUCAAUAUCACAUAACUACAGAAAAGGUUGAAGAUCAUUUAUGCCAACUCCCAAUUAAUUCACUUCCAGGAAUAGGGCAUGUUUUGCAGGAGAAAUUGAAGAAACAAAAUAUUUACACUUGUGGACAAUUGCGAAUUAUUUCCAAGGCCUCACUGCAGAGGGACUAUGGUAUAAAAACAGGAGAAAUGCUGUGGAAUUAUAGCAGAGGAAUUGAUAACCGGUUAGUUGGGAACUUUCAGGAAAGCAAGACGGUUGGUGCUGAUGUAAAUUGGGGAGUGAGAUUCAAAGAUAUAAAAGAUUGUGAACACUUUCUAAUAAGUCUUUGCAAGGAGGUCUCAUUACGAUUGCAGUGUUGUGAAGUGCAGGGGCGCACUUUCACUCUGAAGAUCAAAAAGAGAAGGAAAGGCGCUGGUGAACCUGCAAAGUUUAUGGGCUGUGGGGACUGUGAAAAUCUGAGUCACUCUGUAACGGUUCCUCUUGCUACUGAUAACGUGGAAAUACUCCAAAGAAUUGUAAAGCAGCUGUUUGGAUGUUUUAACAUAGAUGUCAAGGAGAUUCGAGGUAUUGGCUUGCAAGUUUCCAGACUUGAAAGUGCAGAAGCUUCUAAACGAGGUACAACAAAAUAUACUUUGAAAUCAUGGCUCACUUCUGCAUCUGCUGGUGUUGGAAAUCAGACAUAUCCUAUAGGUAAUGACAAGCACAGCAGGGAUAACACUUCCAGUCCUGCGUUUGUAAAUCUGCUAGAGUCUUCAGUGGAAAUGGACAAUAAAAUACCAGCCAAUGAGGCUAGUAUUGACCCAAUUUCAACACCUCCCCCCUUAUGUAACCUUGACAUUGAAGUUAUAAGGAAUCUUCCCCCGGAUGUAUUUUCAGAAUUAAAUGAAAUUUACAGAGGGAAGUUAGUUGAUUAUAUUGCUAACUGGAAAAACACAAGUGAGAGCUCUAGCCUUUCAGGAAACUCAUUUUUUGAGCAAAAAGCAAUAAACAAUGAAGAGGAACUUUCCUAUUCUGAACCGCUUCCUCGAGGCAAUUUAUCAUCAAAAAACAAGGCAAAGCAGUAUGUGUCGAGCACUAGUGAAGGCGAAACUAUACCAUAUUCAGUCCGUGGACCCAAUUUCAAGUUUACACACCAUUCUAGUUUUGAAAACAAUGAUUUAUUUCCUUCUUCUUUGAGUCAAGUUGAUGGUUCAGUGUUUCAACAAUUGCCUGAGGAUUUUAAAGCUGACAUUGUUGAGCAGCUUCCUGCACACAGGAAGCCAGAUAUUUGCUCCAAUGUUGUGAUCCCUCCUCUUGAAAAUCAUUCGUUGUCAGUAGGCGUUGAAAUUUCUGAUAAUUCUCCUAUAUGUAUUUAUAAUAAUGACAGUCUAUGGGUUGGAAAUCCUCCAAAUUGGGUUGGGAAGUUCGAAGGUAGCAGUUGCUUAAUUUUAAAGAAACUUGCAGAAAUGUAUUUAAGAUCAGGAUUGGCAAACACAUUGUCUUCAGUUUUGCACCAAAUUAUAUCUGAAUUCUAUGAACUAAAUCUGGCCCAGCAGUUUUCUGAUGAAACUGUUGACGUUAUGUGUGAGCUACUGAGGCAGUAUAUCAAAGUGAAGAUUGAAAGAGAUAUUGAAGAGAUUUAUAUAUGUUUCCGACUUCUGAAAAGGUUUGCGGCCAAGUCCCAAUUUUUCCUACAAGUAUAUGAUAGUGUAUAUCCUUACCUUCAGGCUGCUGUUGAUGACAAUUAUGGAGGGACUUUACUUUUACCAUCAUAGUAGCAACUUAUUUACCUUGCUACGGUAAACUUGAGAAAAAAUGGUAUAUCUGUAUAAGCCUAUGAGGUCAGAUCCAAUUCAAAAGCUGUUAUUCACGGCUGAUGUGCUGCAGAGUAUGUCCGACUUUAAUGUGAUACCUAAACAUUUUCUUCCGCGUAUGUGCUUAUUUUAAUGAAUCUUGCAUUUCUAGUCAGUUAAUUGAUAAAUUUGAAAUUUUAUGUUCCAUUGCCUGCCUUUUACUAUUUGUUCAACAUGUAUGAAUUGUUGUUUUGUCAUUCAUUAAUUUUAUUGGACCUUUUUGUGAUGUUGAACUUCAAAUAUCGAACUUUUCAUUAAUAUUAGUAAUAAGACAUUUAUUAUAUGUCUGUGACUGUGCAAUAUGGCUUGUAAUUCUCCUUUGCUGUUUAUUUAGUAUUUUAAUCCCUUGUCUUGUCUUAUAUAGUAUCUCCGGUCUUGGUUAUUGAUCAUAAUAUAGAUGCAAUGUAUAUUUCAUUAAUUACUUAGUUAAAUAAAAACUGAUGGCAUUACCACAUUUGUUUGUUAUUCUGUUUCUAGAGAUAUUUAUAAGUUUAUGCCUGUGUUUAACACUGCUGAAUGAGGUCAUCAUGUGAUCCAUGUAGACCAUUGCAUGUAGGGAGUUAUUCGAAUUGCACAACAGUACAAUAAUUUUCCAUACCAUUUUUUGUAUUUAUAAGCAACAUGUAUUUCCAUUUGCAGUAUGUUAACUUUUCUCUUUAAUCAUUUCUUUUUGUGAAAUGAAUGGUUGCUUCUGAAAAAACUAGUGUGUUCUCUUCCCAGAGAGUUCUCGCAUAUGGUCUUAAAAUUUAAGUUUGAACUUAACCCCCAAUCUAAUUAUGGGUGAGGGUUGUUUGUUUCAUAGUUAUGUACAUUAUUACCUGGGUACCAUCUCUAAUCAAUGUGGGAUCCCAAAUUAUUGGUUUGGUGCACGGAUAAUAUAAGAUGGGUUACCCAAUAACAGAUUUAGUAUAUGACCUGACAUGAUAGAAUUUAAAUUUUAAGUUUUAACUCAAACCCAAAAAGCUAGCCCAUAGGAUGAUGGUUUCCCCUUAUAUACAUUAUCAUGGCACUAUCUCUGGUCAAUAUAGGACUUGGAUUUUUCCAAAAACACUCACAAAGUUAGAGCUGUACAUUACAACUACUUAGAUUUUACUUGAUUUGAAUGUCCAUUUAUCCUAAGUUGUUGGUUUUACUGGUUUUAAUGACCAGACAUUUUACUUUCUUUUUUAGUUUAUCCUUAUUUGCUAGCUGAUGCUCCUGAUAUUGUAUCAUUAGAUUUAUUCUAGCAUCAUGAAAAUCAUAAUUCUUUGUAAUGCAGUCUCCUUUCCUCCACUUCCCAACUCUUACAAUAGCAGAAUUGAGGUUUUUCUUGUGACUGGACAACACUUUCAAAACUGUUGAAUCAGAAAUUAUUGUUGCAGUGGCAGCUGGGAAGGGUAGAUUUAGUCAUUUUGGAGAACCGUCUUAUAAAAUCAAUACAGAAGCUGCUGGUAUAAUUUGCUACUAGAAAAAAGAGAUUUGGGUUAUCUUCGGAUAUGGACAGGGUGUCACGCUGAAAUUGAAGACUGUAUCUCAGUCUCCUUAAAAAGGCACUUUCUGCAAGUAAAGGCAUAUGGGUGAUUGGGUACCAUACUUUUUGCUGUUACACGUAACUUGAAGGCAACCACUGGGUAAAAACACCAAAUCCCAGACUCCUCUCGGAAGAGUAGUUUUCUUGCCACCGAUCUUUCGGAUUGGACUGAGAUGGAAGGAAGAGUCUCGAGGGUGAAAAGGAAAAGGUAAAGAGAGAAAAUAGUAUGUAAUAGAUGUGACGUGACGUGAUGUAAUGGUAAGAGAGGAAGAUAGGGCUAUGAUCUGUGAACAGUUAUUAUUUUUUUAUAUGAUCUGUGAACAGUCUUAUUAUUUUUUUAUAUGAUCUGUAACCACUUAUGACUGUUUAUAUUAAACUUUUAUGGAAUAAUUUAUUUAAUU
Molecule: messenger RNA, 5157 nt
Organism: Vigna umbellata (rice bean)
Lineage: Eukaryota; Viridiplantae; Streptophyta; Magnoliopsida; Fabales; Fabaceae
Source: RefSeq, a predicted model, not a curated record